CUUCGUUAUCCACGUGUCUUGAAGGGGACACCUUAAAAAUGGUGCAUAUAAAAACAAAACCCAAAACAAAAAAUGCGCUCCCUAAAGGGGUACCAAAAUUGGCCACACACAACACACCACCUACCGAACCCGGUAGUGGUUUGAUAGGCAAAUACCAGCAGGUAGCAGAGCACCAUCACGAGCUUGGUCCGGGGAUCGCUACUGGUGAAGCGUGCCGUAUCACCAUUCGGCGGAAAUUUGGUGUCCAGCGAGACAAUCGCAUACGGCAGAAGGCCAGAAGUAUAAAACUGACCUGGUACCGUACCGAGCAGUACAGUAAGUUGAGCCACUUCAUACCAGGAUAUCAUCUUGGGGCACGCACGGCAAAGCGGUUUGAGCGGACACAUUACAAAAAAAAAAUGUUUAAAUCGCGCGUAUGCAUUUUGGUGGUCGCCAGUGUUUUGGUGGCCAGUGUUAGUGCUUUCCAGGUAAAUAACCUUCCGCUCAAGACCGUUAGCAAAGUGCAUCCGGUACAGCAUCAUGUGCCAGUGCAUCAUCCAUUGCAUCACGAACCCGCAGCCGUUCCGGUCGAUGUUGUGAAACAUACCAGCUCAAGCUUCCGGCCCGCUUCCUUCCUCGAGCUGUUCGAGAUCGUGCUCGACUGCUUCAACACACUGCGCAUUCCGCUGCAGCGGUUCCCAUCCUACAUGUCCGGUAUCUUCCCGGACGAUGCAGAAACCAAGUGCUUCCUGCGCUGCGUAGCCAUCAAGCUCGGCGUGUACUGUGACGAGGCGGGAGCCGAUCUCGAUCGACACUGCGUACAGUUUGGGCUGGGCGAAUGUUGCGAGAACUUCUCCAACCGGCAUCUGGUCUGCCUGCAGCAGAACUCACUACCGUGCCCGGAUCGGUGCACUGCUGCUUACAAGCAGGAGCUGUGCUUCCAGGAACCGAUCACCAAGUAUCUGGACUAUCACUUCCACGAGCUGGUGGGACUGAUGCAUCAGGCCAAGUGCAGCCACGAUCUGAAAAUGUUGCACCCUUAACCGGGGCCGUUCGAGACACAAGGAGUGUAGAAAGAUACGGUUGCAGGGAUCUGGCACCAAGCGUAGGAGCGCCGCUUACACAAAGCGAAUAAAAAUCAAUAGCAAAAAAUUAUCCCUCCAUUAUUCGUUUGUUUUCCCACAAACACGACGGUUCGACGGUUGUGUUCUGUUUUUCACUUAUACGGUAUGAACAACAUUUUCCAUUCGAAUUCAUCCCUUUCCGCGGGU
This is a messenger RNA of Anopheles funestus (African malaria mosquito), 1250 nucleotides long. RefSeq lists its product as uncharacterized. The record is from RefSeq and is a predicted model, not a curated record. Lineage: Eukaryota; Metazoa; Arthropoda; Insecta; Diptera; Culicidae. Gene Ontology annotation, molecular function: odorant binding. Bases 39 to 1022 code for a protein of 327 amino acids. Gene Ontology annotation, biological process: sensory perception of smell. The transcript has a single exon.